Messenger RNA from Diospyros lotus (date-plum), 4181 nucleotides. Its product is annotated as pentatricopeptide repeat-containing protein At5g48910-like. Gene Ontology annotation, biological process: RNA modification. The record is from RefSeq and is a predicted model, not a curated record. The transcript has a single exon. The coding region runs from base 182 to 2053 and encodes 623 amino acids. Lineage: Eukaryota; Viridiplantae; Streptophyta; Magnoliopsida; Ericales; Ebenaceae. Gene Ontology annotation, molecular function: protein binding; RNA binding; zinc ion binding.
UGGUAGUAUCGCAAGCUUAUAAGCUUUUAUCAUUUUGUUAGUAGAGAACUAAACCAGCCACCAUAAAUAAAUAAAUAAAACAGUAACGGAGCACAACGCUUUUAAAUUACCCUUUUUCACUAGCAAGCAGAGUAACAGUCAGUCAACAUAUAUACCUCAUUUUCUUGAGUGCUCCAACGAAAUGAUCCUAACAUUGCCAACUUCUCACCCAGCACAAAGAUCAACUUUAAAGGCAAACCUCUCUCUCACACAACUCUGCACCCACCUCCAACUCCAAGAAGCUAAACAAGUGCAUGCUCUCAUGAUCAAAACCUCCCAAAUCUCCGACUCUUACUCAGCCAGCCGCCUCGCCGAAUUCUACGCCGUUUCCGACAAUGGAAACCUCGAGUACGCUGAAAACUUAGUUGGCUACAUGGAAGAGCCAUACACUUUUGCUUGGAACACUCUAAUUAGAGGACACCUCAAGAGGAACAGUACCCAGACAGCCAUUUCAUUGUAUGCCCAAAUGCUUUGCAAAGAUGUUGAGCCUGACUGCUAUACCUUUACAUUAGUCCUCAAAGCGUGCACCGGCUUGUCGCAGGCAGAUGCUGGGAAGCAGUUUCAUUGUCAAAUCAUCAAGCGCGGGCUUGAAGAUGGUGUCUUCAUUCGGAAUAAGCUGAUUCACGUGUAUGCCGUUUCUGGGUCAAUGGGUGAUGCGCAGAAGGUGUUUGAUGGAAGUCCUGAAUGGGACAUUGUGACAUGGAAUAGCUUGCUUGAAGGAUAUGCUGAAAAUGGAUAUACCGAAUCACUUCACCAGCUAUUUGAUUCAAUGCCUUGUAGAGAUGUUGUGUCUUGGAAUACCAUGAUUGGUUACCAUGUCAAUGUGGGGGAAUUUGUGGAAGCCAUGGAGGUGUUUCGAAGGAUGCAACAUGAAGGAAAACAGCCAGACAAAGUGACAUUGGUGAGUGUUUUAACUGCAAUUGCCCAUUUGGGUGCACUUGCUCAAGGAAAAUGGAUUCAUGCUUAUAUAAGAAAACAGAGAAUUGGGCUUGAUGAGAACCUCGGUUCUGCCCUAGUUAACAUGUACUCCAAGUGUGGUUGCUUGGAAGGAGCAACUCUGGCAUUCAAUGAAACCAAAAGGAAGAGUUUGGAUACAUGGAAUGCCUUGCUUGGGGGGCUGGCUGCAAACGGCAGGAGUUCAGAAGCAAUUUAUCUCUUCUCAAGGAUGGAGAAUUCAAAGGUUGGGCCUAAUGCAAUCACUUUCUCGUGCCUGUUGAACGCGUGCAGCCAUGGGGGCUUGGUUGAGGAUGGCCUGGCGUAUUUCAGUAAGAUGAGAGUGGUUUAUGGUAUUGAACCAGACAUAGUACAUUAUGGGUGCGUGGUUGAUCUUUUAGGCCGGGCUGGUCAGUUUGAUAAGCUGGAGGAGAUCAUGAGAUCUAUGCCUAUGAAACCAGAUGCAAUCAUGCUCAAGGCCUUAUUGGGUGCUUGUAAAAUCCACAAGAACUUCAGGAUGGGCGAAAAAGCUGGUCUUCAACUCAUUGAACUGGCCCCAAACGACCACGGGAGCUAUGUGUUGUUAUCAAACAUGUAUGCAAUGGCUAAUGAAUGGGAUCAUGUUCAUACGCUGAGGAAAACCAUGUUGGAUAAAGGAAUAAUGAAGCCUCCAGGAUGCAGUUCAAUUGAAGUUGAUGGGCUUGUUCAUGAGUUUAUUGUUGGAGAUAUAAGCCAUUACAGGAGGAAAGAAAUCUAUGGCAUGCUAGAUGAGAUGAGAGGAAAACUGAAGGUGGCAGGGUAUGAGCCAGACACAGAACAAGUAUUACUGGAUAUUGACAACGAAGAAGUGAAGCAAAGCUCACUUGGUCACCACAGCGAGAAACUGGCAGUGGCCUUUGGCUUCAUUAGCACCACGCCGGGAACACCCAUCCGAGUGAUUAAAAAUCUUCGGAUGUGCAGUGACUGUCAUUCUGCGUUGAAGCUUCUAUCUGUAAUUUAUAAUCGCCAUCUGAUUAUUCGGGAUUCAAACCGAUUCCACCAUUUUCAAGAAGGCUCUUGUUCUUGUAGGGAUUAUUGGUGAAAUCUCUGGGCUCUGCCCUAUUUCACCUAUUAACUUCUUGGAGGAAGAAAGUGCUAGUGAAACAAAAGGAGACAUGAGAUUCAAGAUUAACUAAAGGGAUUGUUAUCAUUGGUUACACAUUCUGGCACAACUUGGAAACUCCAAAAAUGGUUAUGUGGAUCAGCCCCUUUCUGAUACAACCAUGAUGGCAAUAAGGAAAGGUGCCAUGUUACAUUCCAAGCACAACAAAAUUUUAGUGGCGAUGCUAUAAGCAUCACAGUGCGACCUCUGCUCUGUGGUUGUUUCUUUUUCCAGAUCAAACAAGAUCAGCCAUAGCUAGUCAAUAAUGGCAAAAUGAAAGAAAAACAACCGGAUCUCUCCUAUAACUGCGGCGAAAACCCAGUCCACAAUCUGAAUUGACAGUAAAUAUGAUUUAACAAUCAUGCACCAUACAGAAUAUGUUGUCAGAAUACAGAUUAUAUGUGCUAAUACUGUAACUUUAAUCAUAGAUUUUCAAGGACCAUUGACAAGAAUAAAUACCAAGGCAAAAGGCCAAAACGCAUAAACAACUUUACUGCCUGUUCAAGGAUUGUGAAGAUGCUGCUAGGAUAUCAGAAGAACCACAAGCUGGAGCCAACAGGAGCUGAAGAGCAUGGUCUCCCAAGUUCAAUUAUCUACCUAUACAGGGCAUGUGAAGCAAGAAUUUCAACCUAUUUGGAUCUUCUUCUGUUGGAACAGCAUUACUGCAGGCCCUUUAAGAGAAUGCUUGUUCAGGCAAGAAAACUCUUAGAGGCAUUCAAGUUCUACAGUUGUGCUGAAUGAGUCUUGAAAGAUUAGCUCAAUCCAGCAACAAGAAGAUUAGCCAAUGUUGGAUGACAGACAGAUUUAGCUAGCAACCUUACUGACUCUUAAAGUGCAAGACCAGAACAUCUGUGCAGCUGCAGUUCCUCAUUGUUUAUAAGUUUUCCCUUGGCCCUCCAGGCAAAAGAGGCUCUUUCUAUGAUUUAAACCUACAGUUGUUGAUCAGAUCCUCGGCCUUCUCUUCAGCGUCAUACAAUGAUUGAAAUUCUUGUUAGGAAAUGGGAUGGGCUUUUCAUCAAUGUAUGUAGUUUCACCAUCAAAUGUUGAAGGCUUAAUCUGUCUGAUGAAGUUUCAGGAUAAUUAUUUCACAAUCAAAUAUGCCCAACUGUCAAAUGGACAAAAUACUUUACAAACAAAAAAGAUGUCAGAAACAAGCAAUUCUUCUGCAUGAUUUGGAAAACAGAUCAGGUACAUCAAACAUCGCAUAACUAACAUGAAUUAAGACGACAGUCAAGUCAUGUUCUUUUCCUGAAUGUUAGUCAUUUGGCAUAGAUGAGCCAAGCAACAAGUGGAAAAUUAUCACUGUAGCACCAUGCUCGUAUAGCCUGAAAGAAGCACGCUAACAACAGACUAUGUAUUUUGGUGCCCAAAAUUUUGUAUCUUUUCUUUUGGCUAGGAGAACAAUAAGAUCCCAUCUCAGUAGAUUGGACGUUAUACUUUGGACCAUGCACUGAGUAGAAAUCCCUGUGAGAACUUAAUCAUAUUGGCUGAUAGACAACAAUGAACCAAGCUAAGCAUACAUCAGCCAUGUAGCAAACUACUACAGACAAACACAAAUAGGCACAUAUAAACAAUGAAUGAUUCAACAUACUGUCACAAUAAACAAAUGUGUAGAUCAUCCAAUCAAUACAUAGAAAUGACCGUUGCACACCCUUAACUUUCUAAUCAUUUAGAGUUAGAAUCCCACAUCUUUGAUGCCGACCAUGGUUCAACAACAAAAUAUCACGUUCCAAGCAAGAGACUACCAGAGGGUUGCAAUAUUAGCAUCACAAAAUAGACUUGGGGCACCCAUUAACCUAUGCAUAAUGGUAACACGCAGCAAAGCAAUCAGAGAACUUUGAAGACCAUUAAUAAUAUGAUUCCACACAGGAAUUCAGAUCAGGAAUCUUCAUCAUUUUGCAUUGCUGUUAUCAGGCAGGCUUCCAUUGCAUAGCGAAAUCAAAGUUGAAGAGAAGUACUCAUAAAAUUGGCAAGGCGCUAAGGCCAUCACAGGUAUAGCAACCUUGUGAAACUAAAUGAAAAAACACAAAACAUCUUAAGAAAAUAAAAGCAAAAAUACUUCAUGUGG